AUGGCCCGGCGGUUGCCCAGGCCCCUCGGCUUCCGCGGAGCCCGGCAGCCGUCCCAUUCCGGCAACGGAAUGAAGGCCUUUGGGGUUCUCGUGGUCUUUGCCUCCUGCCUGGUGGUCCCUGCCCACAGCAGGUUCUGGUUUCAGAAGUUGGUCAAACACAUCACGGGGCGGAGCGCCUUCUUCUCAUAUUAUGGAUACGGCUGCCACUGUGGCCUUGGGGGCAAAGACACCCCCGUGGAUGACACUGACAGCCCCAUGCUGCCUGAUGCAUGAUUGCUGCUGCGGAAGCUAAAGCAGCCCGGCUGCCAGCCCAUGCUGAAUAGCUACCGAUUCCACAUCGCCAAUGGGACCAUGGCCUGUUAGUGUGCCCUUGGCCCCAGAGUCAGCUGUCUCUGCGGGCUGUGGGCAUGUGAGUGUGACAGGCAGUCUACAUAUUGCUUCAGAGAGAGCCUGCCCACCUACGAGAAAAACUUUGAGCAGUUCUUCUCCAGCCGGCCCCGCUGUGGCAGGCGGAAGCCCCAGUGCUAG
Messenger RNA from Mirounga angustirostris (Northern elephant seal), 528 nucleotides. It is a transcript of the gene PLA2G2C, whose product is annotated as phospholipase A2 group IIC. Gene Ontology annotation, biological process: arachidonate secretion; lipid catabolic process; fatty acid biosynthetic process. Gene Ontology annotation, molecular function: signaling receptor binding; calcium ion binding; phospholipid binding. The record is from RefSeq and is a predicted model, not a curated record. NCBI's taxonomy places the organism in Eukaryota, Metazoa, Chordata, Mammalia, Carnivora, Phocidae. The transcript is spliced from 6 exons.